This is a messenger RNA of Fusarium oxysporum Fo47, 321 nucleotides long. RefSeq lists its product as uncharacterized. Bases 1 to 321 code for a protein of 106 amino acids. The transcript is spliced from 3 exons. The record is from RefSeq and is a predicted model, not a curated record. Lineage: Eukaryota; Fungi; Ascomycota; Sordariomycetes; Hypocreales; Nectriaceae.
AUGGUUCACUCCGUCUAUAUGUUUGCGUCGGUGGAAUACUCUCAAGUCUUUGACGCCGCGCUUCAAGUUCUGUACCUCAAGUUCUGUACCUCAAGUUCUGGCCAUGGGCAUCUCUCCGAUGAUAUUGCUACCCAGACCAGGGUUACAAAGCUUCACGCCAAGCUUGACGUCCUUGACAGGAUUCUUGCGACUCAGGACUAUCUCGGCGGUGCAGAGUUUACUGUCGUGGAUAUACUCUACAUGCCGGCUAUGCAAAUGCUUCGCCAAGCUGGCCAGAUCUACCUCAGAGCAGCGUGCAAACAUCGAUUCUUGGUGAAAUAG